This is a messenger RNA of Xyrauchen texanus (razorback sucker), 1728 nucleotides long. It is a transcript of the gene yif1b, whose product is annotated as Yip1 interacting factor homolog B (S. cerevisiae). The transcript has 8 exons. Gene Ontology annotation, cellular component: endoplasmic reticulum-Golgi intermediate compartment; endoplasmic reticulum membrane; Golgi membrane. The coding region runs from base 130 to 1041 and encodes 303 amino acids. The record is from RefSeq and is a predicted model, not a curated record. Gene Ontology annotation, biological process: endoplasmic reticulum to Golgi vesicle-mediated transport. NCBI's taxonomy places the organism in Eukaryota, Metazoa, Chordata, Actinopteri, Cypriniformes, Catostomidae.
UCGGGCUUUCCUCCUUUUUUUUGUGGUGCUAAUUAUAGCUUCUCUACCGGCUUCUAGGUUCGAAGUCUAAAUGUGUUAAUAUAUAGUUUUGUAACAUUAUUUAAAUAAAUACACAAUUCUCUUGAAGAGAUGGAUUAUACAAACCAGAGUGGGUUCAGGCAGCGUAAGUUCCAGCCAAAAGUCAGAAUGCGAGGCACCUCGAUGGACCCCAGUGACCCCAGCCCAUUGUUUGACGACACCAGUGCUGGGGUGCACACACACGAUCACGGUGGUGUUGGGAAAGGCCCAGAUGCAUAUGCAGGACAGGCCUUCCUCUCAGACCCCAUGUCCAAUCUGGCCAUGGCUUAUGGCAGCAGUCUCGCCUCCCACGGCAAAGAGAUGAUGGACAAGAACCUGGAUCGAUUCAUCCCCAUCUCUAAGUUGAAAUACUAUUUUGCAGUAGACACAGUAUAUGUUGGCAAGAAGCUUGGACUGCUGGUGUUUCCCUACAUGCAUCAAAAUUGGGAAGUGAGCUACCAGCAGGAUACACCAGUCGCCCCACGGUUUGAUAUCAACGCCCCUGAUCUGUACAUUCCUGUAAUGGGUUUUAUUACGUAUAUCCUGAUUGCAGGGUUGGCCUUGGGAACACAGAACCGGUUUUCUCCAGAGAUUUUGGGAAUUCAGGCCAGCUCAGCCCUGGUGUGGCUCAUUAUUGAGGUUUUGGCUGUCCUCCUCAGUCUUUACCUCGUAACAGUUAAUACUGACCUCACCACCAUCGAUCUGGUGGCCUUUUCUGGUUACAAAUAUGUUGGUAUGAUAGUGGGAGUGGUAGCAGGCCUUCUGUUUGGGCGGACAGGAUAUUACCUCACAUUGCUGUGGUGCUGUGCCUCUAUGUUUGUCUUUAUGAUUCGGACACUACGGUUAAAGAUCCUGUCUGAGGCAGCCGCAGAGGGACGAUUAGUACGAGGAGCAAAGAAUCAGUUGCGAAUGUAUCUAACUAUGGCCAUUGCCGCUGCACAGCCUGUAUUUAUGUACUGGCUAACCUUUCAUCUGGUCAGAUAGGACCUGGAUUUGCCGCAGAGGAACAGCCAUAUUAUUUCUACCACUGCAGUCACAAACGAAAGAUCUUCUUCCUUAGAGAAAUAAGCCUAUUUGCACACUUAUAAUAAAACUAUGGACGUGCAUUGUGCAGCAUCACAGCACAAUAUUAUGUAUCUGAACUCUGAUUGCCCAGCUGUCUUUUGUAUGUUUUAUGUAAAUUUCUAGGGAUUAUCAUUGGCUUUUGUUUUGUAUAAUGUAAGUGUAUUUUUUUUUUUUUUUUUAUGUAAAUGUGUGUUUAUGUCUGAAAACAAGGAAUGUUGUCCAUAUGCUCUGCUCUGACUGUCCCAGUCUGCUACGGUUGAACACCUGCUGUCAGCUUGGAAAAAAAAAAGCAGAGACAGUACCUGAAAUAUAAUUGACUGUUUGCUGACUGCUAACUUAAUGAAACUGGCUCUGUAUGACGUGCAUUGUGUACAUGUAUUGAUUUAUUGUGAUUUAUUUUAAACUAGUAAACUACUCUGUUCUUAUAGCAUCAUUUGUGUGGCAACAAGAACAGAGUUUUAAGGUUAGACAAAUACAUGCUUGACUUACAUUUUAUAGAAAUGUACUGCACAUGCAGGAUUAACCUGCUUUAAAAUGUCUUGUACAAACAGUCCUACAUUUCAGGUCAAUUUGUUCCAUGAUUUGGAAUUGAAAUAAAGAUUUUCU